AUGGUCCGGAACAUUGUAGUCCUUGGAGGGUCGAGUCACCCUAGACUGACCAACACCAUCUGCGAUCACCUUGGUAUUGCACCAGCGAAGAGAGUCUUGAGCAAAUUUUCUGUCGGCGAGACUCGAGUCGAGAUCGAAGAAUCCGUUCGCGGGAAGGACGUGUUCAUCAUACAAUCCGGAGGCGGCUGCAGCCAGAAUGGCGGCGGCAAAGUCAACGACAUGCUCAUGGAAGUUCUCAUCCUGAUCAGCGCAUGCAAAACGGCGUCCGCCAAGCGCGUCACUGUCGUCCUCCCGCUCUUCCCAUACUCCCGGCAGAGCGACAUACCCUAUAACAAAGUCGGCGCUCCUCUUGCAAGGCUUCCAGGCCAGGUACAUACCAACGGCACCUACACGUUUGACAGUAGGCCGCAGACGCCAUAUCCAGGAGGGCAGCAAAGCGCAGGCCUGAGCAACGGAGCGGACAUCCACAAGCACCUCGCUAAACUGCAAAUCGACGAAAAGCGGCACGGUGGGUCGUCUCACAGCAGCCCUACCAAACCCAGCAAUCUCGUAGACGGAUUCAGCAAGAGCAGCCGAAGCAGCACCUUCGACUCCGAAAAGCAGGCGCACUUUGCAGGCCGCGAACGGGGGACGUCGACUUCACUUGUCAAUGGACACCAGGACAAUCCCGCCUCGGCCACACACGUCGCGAAUCCGCCGCACUUCGAACCGCAACGGGGUUACAAGCAGUGGGUUGCGCAUCCGGGAACACUGGUCGCGGAUCUGAUCACUUGUGCUGGGGCGGAUCAUGUCAUAACCAUCGAUCUCCACGAUCCGCAAUACCAAGGCUUCUUCGAUAUACCAGUGGACAAUCUCUACGGCAGGCAUCUGCUCAGGAAGUACGUGCAAUACAACAUACCCGGCUACCGCGAGGCGGUAAUCGUGAGUCCGGAUGCGGGCGGCGCGAAACGUGCGACGGCUAUUGCUGACGCGCUUGGCAUGCCCUUUGCUCUUAUUCACAAGGAACGUCGUCCGACGCAGAUCACAGAGCGACAGAACGCCACGAUGAUGCUUGUAGGAGACGUCGCGCACCGCACGGCCAUCCUUAUCGAUGACCUUGCAGAUACGUCCAACACCAUCACUAGAGCCGCUAAACUGCUGAAGAAGGAGGGCGCGACGAAGGUGUAUGCGCUGGUCACGCAUGGUGUGCUCAGUGGAGAUGCAAUUGAGCGCAUCAACGCCAGUGCGCUGGACAAAGUCGUUGUCACGAACAGCGUGGAUCAGACGGAAAACGAGAGGAAGUGCCCAAAGCUCGAGGUGUUGGAGAUUGGGCACGUCUUUGCUGAGGCUAUCCGGAGAGUACAUCACGGAGAGAGCAUCAGUGUGCUUUUCGAUCAUUAUGACUAG
Coniosporium apollinis CBS 100218 is the source of this 1386-nucleotide messenger RNA. Its product is annotated as ribose-phosphate pyrophosphokinase. The transcript has 3 exons. NCBI's taxonomy places the organism in Eukaryota, Fungi, Ascomycota, Dothideomycetes. Bases 1 to 1386 code for a protein of 461 amino acids. Gene Ontology annotation, molecular function: magnesium ion binding; ribose phosphate diphosphokinase activity. Gene Ontology annotation, cellular component: cytoplasm; ribose phosphate diphosphokinase complex. The record is from RefSeq and is a predicted model, not a curated record. Gene Ontology annotation, biological process: 5-phosphoribose 1-diphosphate biosynthetic process; purine nucleotide biosynthetic process.